Molecule: messenger RNA, 2403 nt
Organism: Aspergillus pseudonomiae
Lineage: Eukaryota; Fungi; Ascomycota; Eurotiomycetes; Eurotiales; Aspergillaceae
Exons: 3
Coding region: 1-2403 (800 amino acids)
Biological process (GO): regulation of DNA-templated transcription; DNA-templated transcription
Molecular function (GO): DNA binding; DNA-binding transcription factor activity, RNA polymerase II-specific; zinc ion binding
Source: RefSeq, a predicted model, not a curated record
AUGACGGCCCGGACGCCUAGCAGGGCGACUGGUGCCCCGGAUGAUGCAACUCACACCGCCCGAGACCAGACGCAGCAGGAUCAGGGGGAACGGAGGGAAUCGCCAGCCUUACCCAGUCUCACCAACAAGAAACGCCCGCGGUCUCAACCAGACACCACCUCCAGUCCUGCCUGCAACCAAUGUCGCACACGAAAGAUCCGCUGUGACCGACAGCAACCAAAAUGCUCCAACUGCCGCCGGGCGGACGUCGAGUGCGACUUUGCCACUACCCCGAAGCGCGUCGACCGCACCAAACAAUUGCUGAACGAUUUCAACGGUGUCGUUGCCCGACUAGACCGCGUUGACAACUCACUGGCGAAACUAUCGGAGCAGCUGCAACAACAGCAGCCAUGCCGAUGCUCUCAUUCCCCUGGCCCAUCGCAGGUCGAUAAUCCGUGGGGAGCGCCCGAGCCCGCAGCCAUAUACACCACUUACACCCCGAAGAGCUCCACCUCGUGUCGAUCCCCCCACCUGAUGGAGGUCGACAGUUCUGAAGAGCACGAUCCAGAGAAUCCCCACGGCGAUCUGGUCGACUUCGACCAGGGUGGCCAACGCCUGCUGGACUACCCGGCCGCACUGUCACUGUUUAGAAACCUGCAGCGCCAAAUCACCCGGCGCCUGACCAAGGAUGUGCCGCACGGGUCGGACUUGUGGCAGGUGGUCGCCCAACAACCGGGGUUCAAAGAGAGUUUGGAGUUUCAGCUGGAGCGGUUUCCCUUUGGCGGCCAAUGUCACGAACCUGUCAUCGUGAGCGAUCACCGACCCAUCAGUACACCUCCGCGCUACCUAUUGGAGCUAUCUUUAGAUGGCUUCUUACGCCAUAUCAAUAUCCAUACGCCCAUUUUCAACGAUUCCGCUCUAGAGAAAGCCAUCGAUACGCAUUACCAGUCUCUGUCAGCCGGGAACAGCGAUGCGUGGGCACUCACUUUUACCAAUAUCAUUAUUCUGACUGUGGCCCUGGAUGCCCGUGUCGCUCGCGCAACCGCCUCCCAUCUGGUUAGCAUGAACGAUGAUAUGCUCCCUUCUUUCCUGAAGAAUUGCGACCGAGCGUUGGCGGACUUGAACCGGUUUACUGGGCCAUGUGCAAUCAAUGUGCAGGUGCUCUUGACUCUGGCUCUCGUGGCUAGGGAAUUUUAUAGUAGCGUGGUCUUUGAAAAGGUCUGUCAGACAGUGUGCCAAGUGGCCCGCUCCACGGGUCUCCAUAGGGCUCACGGGGCACGAAGCAAGAGAUGGGAACAGAUGCAGGAGCGAGAACGACUCUUCUGGGUGGUCUAUACCAUGGACAAGCAGCGGGCCUUCCUGACAGGGCAGCCCUGUGAUCUAUACUUGUUCGACUCCGAUAUCCAAUUAAGAAGCUGCGGGGAGCGUGCACCAUUCCCGCUGCGGCUCAACGCCGCCUACGUGCAUAUGAUGACGAUCUGGGAACAGAUUUUCAUCAAUCUCUAUUCUUCCCGAGCUGCCCUGGCCGGCGCGGCCGAUCGAAGCCGGCAGGUCCAGCAGCUGUGGGGUUCAUUGAAUGAAUGGAACAUCAAAUACCAUGCGCUCCUAAGCUCGCCCAUCCUUGAGAAGAUGGCUGACUUGGCGCCCAUGCAGCUUGAGUUGAAAUACUGUCUCAUGGUGAGCCAGGUCCUCGUACAUCGCUGUGACUGCCACGCACGCUCCCAGCAAAGGUAUCGGGAUCCCGCCCGGAAUGCUCUCAAACUCAUCAGCCAGGUCGCCGGGGAACACCAUAGUAUCACGCUCGCACGAUGUGCGGUCUUAGCCAGGAUGUUUCGGAACUAUCCGCUUGUCGCCGUCCAUGAUCUCUUCUCUUGCUGUCUUCUGGACGGCGAGCCUGACAACACGGAGGAUAUACAACUCAUCCAUGAGACUCGCCGCCAUCUCGAGCUGCUCCACUAUGCGGACUUUCCUCGGGCGUACUUUGCCCGACUUGAGGUCGGGUUGAGAUGGUGCACCGACAUGCUGGAUACCAUCAAAGAUUGCUUGUCCCGCUCUGCGGCAACCGGCGACUGGGGGCCAAUGGAUGGCUCUUCCACCGGCCUCUCCGACCGCACGCCCCCGUCAGAGUCUGAACUCUCGUCGAUACCUCCGGACGCGUGGGCCUCACUGAACCUUCCGAUGGGCCGCGACGAGAUCCUUUGUGGGCUUAGCCCUUCAGUGCCCCCAGAGGGAUUGCUGGACCCGGGAUUUCCCGCUUUUGGAUUGACCACGUCGUCUACUGGUGACGGUACCGUCCCUGCAUUCACGCAUGCUGAUAAUCCAGCAGUGACGAUGCAACCAUCGAUGUGGGUACCCGCCGAAGUACCCUGUACCUCGUCUGAACCACUUUUUGACCCCGAGUUUACCCGAAGUAUAAUGUCAUGA